This is a messenger RNA of Cladocopium goreaui, 4680 nucleotides long. The record is from the annotation of a GenBank genome assembly. NCBI's taxonomy places the organism in Eukaryota, Dinophyceae, Suessiales, Symbiodiniaceae.
AUGUUAGUGAUCUUCCAAAAGUUUCACUGGAACACUCAGGUCACGUGGCUCCCGGACAGCAUCCACUUUGCAUCCGCCGGCUUCGACAGGUGCAUCUGCUUGUGGAAGACUGAUGGCACGUUGCUACACAAGUGGGAACUUAGCUGCCGAAUUCAAGACCUGGCUUCCACCAAAGAUGGUUCCAAGCUGUUGGUGGUGGACUCCGAUAAAGGUGUGAAGGUCUUUGACGUGCAGUCGCGCAACGCCAUGAUCAGCCUCCCCGAGAGCGACGCUGUCACCUCUGAAAACACCUCAACAUCAGUGGACCAGCUUUGGGUCAUCCACAGCCUGGUCACUGGCCACGCUGAGAUUUGCGUCUCCCGUUUGCGCGAUGAGUUGCUGGUGAACGUGGCGCAACACGUCUCAGCGCUCCAGGAAGGUCCAGCCAUUCGUCUCUGGGACUUGUCUUCACGGCGGGUGCUGCAGCGAUACCUAGGCCAUUUCCAGGCAGCGGUGCAGCGGGAUCUGAAUGGAUUUCAAGCUCCAAAAGAAUUCCCAACCCAGUCCAACCCUUACAGUGGCCUUACAGCAAUCCGUUCGAUCCAUGGACCCAUGGCCGGCUGGGACGACUUCACGGACCUGCGCCGAGGGAAGUUGACCCAGGUGGAUGUCCUAAACUCGGCACCACCAUGGCAGAAGCUUCGGCUGAUGCCGGUGCUGUGCAUGAUCUUCAUCACGGCCAUUUACAUUUUGAAGGUGGUUCCAGCACUGGCCAACUUCGGGAGAAGCCGAUGGCAAGAGAAGGUGGAUACGGGUGUGUUGCAAGCACGCCCAGGGGGACCCUUCUCAGAGGUCAGCGAAUCCUUCGCCACGUUGCUGUCCUUGAUCUACGUUUCCAGUACCUUUUUGGCCUUGGGACGAAUGGAGCGAAAAAAGGAACCUGUUACGAACUUUAUCUUUGAAUGUGUAGCGGUGCACAACGUGACCCAGUGUUGCUACAAUCUCUAUUGUUUUGUGAUGUUGGUGCAACUGGGUCGGGAGCAACAGAUCCGCAUCUGGGGGAAUGACUUGGACGUCAGCGAGAACAGCCAUGCUUUGGGCUAUUUCAUGUGGCUGCAGUACCACUGUCGCCAGUUGCAGCUGGUCGAGACUGGUUUCAUGAUCUUGCAGAAGAAGUUCAAAGGCGCCUCGUUCCUGCACGUGUAUCUACGGGUUUUAAAUUUGUGGGGUUGGUUCAUCGCUUGUCGUUGUGUUUGUAGCGCUGAAGCCUACGUGCCUGCCCUCGUGAGCUCAGCCUGUCAGAGCGUCAUUUAUGGUCUCUAUUCCAGCCUGAGCUUACUGCCGGACUCCGACGAUGCAAAGGCUCAGGUGCGAUUCCGCGCCAGUUGGGUCUUCAGAUUGCAGAUUGCACAGUACCUGAUCUGUGCCAGCCAUUCUCUGGCCGCUGCCACCUGGGGGCAUUUCCCUUGGAAACUGGCUUGGCUACAUUUGUUCGUCAUUGCCAAUGGCUUGAUCCUUUACACGGAGUGGUUCUCCACAGUCGCUCCCACGCCCGACGAUCGGGAAGGAUCGCCACGUACCACCCCGCGCGUGGUCUUUUCCUUCGACUCCUGUGGCUGGCUUUUUGUCUACCACUUCGGUGUGGGCGCCUGGCUGUCGGAACACCUUCAGCUGGAACGCUCCGCCUCGAGCGAGAUCCCGGAGGAGGUUGCCUUCAGUGGUUCCAGUGGGGGUUCGCUCAUCGCGUGUGUCUUGGCAUGUGGCCAAAAGGUUCGUGACGUCUUUGAUUUCAUUGUGGAACAGCAACCACUUUGUCGUAGAAAUCCGACAGAGAUGUUUCCAGCUGUGGAGCGUGCACUGCGGCACUUUCAGUUUGAGGGCGCCUAUCUCCGGGCUAACGGCCGCAUGCGGGUGCUGCUGACGCGCAUCACGCGCACGCCACCCUUCGUGCAGGGAGAGGUCAUUGAUCAGUUCAGUGACAAUGAGACGACCAUCCAAGUGCUUUGUGCUUCAUGUCAUGUGCCGCUCUUUGCCGGGCUUCUUCCCAGAUGCAUUGCAGGCCGUUUCUACUACGAUGGCCUGGUGUGGCCCGAUCGAUUGCUGGUGCCCUGGCGCGGUGCGCCAGGAGACCAGGUGAUUCGCAUCUCUGCCUGCGCUCAUCCCUUGGCCGAUGUGAAGAUUGAUCGAGUGCUCUACUGGUGGGCCAUCCUACCACCGGAUCCGCGGCUCUUGCGAGGCAUCUUCUGGAAGGGUUACCGCGACUGCGGCCGCUGGUUCGCGCGGGCUCCCGACACCAGCGAGAGCUGCUGCGGGAAGGGUCGCAAGGCGAACCACGACCCCACCAGCGCCUCCAAGCGUUGGCACGGCGCGCGGAAGCUGCUGAAGAAGAGUUGUAGCGAGGAGCUGCCAAAACUGGAUCCGGUGACCGGCGAAGACGCAUCUUCAAGAAGUCCCUCUCGAUGUGAAGCAUUCAGACGCCGAGCCAAAGAAACGGAGAUCGCCUCCUGGGCGACAUUGGGAAAGUCCAUAAGAGAUGGUGGUAUGAUGGUGGUGGAGCUUUGCUUGCCAAAGAAGCGGCCACCAAGCGCUGAAGAUAUCGACCUGUCGCAGCAUGAAGGUGUUGAGGUAGAGCCUGUAGGGACCUUCAAAAGACAACGGCAAGGCGCGGACGAAGUACCAGAGCCACCAGCUUCAGAGCCGCCAGAGCCCAAUUUGAGUGUUGCAGCUGAAGUGAACGAGGAAUCGCAAGAGGGAGCCUUCAAACAGCCCAGCGAUCCUCAAGAUCCGUCUCCACAGGAACUGGCAGAACUUCCCGGUGAUUCCAGGGAUGGACAAAUGGUGGAAAUUGAUGUGGAAAAUGAUGACAAACCACCUGAAGAACCUGAAAAACUUGAAGAACCACCUGAAACUGCGAAUCGUGGGCUUAGCCCACCUGGCCCACCUGGCCCACCUGGCCCACCUGCUCCGGAGAAUCCACCAUCUGGCCUUGCACCGGAUCCAGCGGCAGUCCCCGGGAGCCUUGAAGCCUUGUGGUUGGGCAUGACGGAUUUGGACUCGGUGAUGAGGAAAUCGGCAGAUGGCCCAAAUGUUGGACAAGCCAAGUCCGAUGAGGAGAAGCACGAGGAGAAAACUGCAGAGACGGAGCAGCAGAACGAUGAGAUGCAGGAGGACCUCGGCAGCGACGUGCCCACGGAGGUCUUUUCCCCAUCGGACCAGGACGACCUCCAGCUGAGCGGCGGGGGUGAUGCUGCGCCUGCCACGGCCGAGGCUGCUGAGGCUGCUGAAGGCGCCACGAAGGUGGGCGAAAAAGAAGCCACUGGAGGUUCUGUGUGCCAAGAAGAUUUGGGAUGUGAACCGCAGCUCCAAGAUGAGCUGCUGGUGGAUACGCCUCCCUAUGUGAACCCUGCGGUCAACAUGGAGACGGAGGGAGCGACUGAGAACUCAGGUGAGAAGAUCGCCUCCGAGCAGAAGGAAUCCUUGACUGAGCUCACUGAGGAUGCAGUUGUGGACGAUGGCUACACAGCUCUUGAUGGUGAGAUCCCAUUUUCCAAGGAGCAACUUGAGCAGACUGAGAAUUCCGCUACAGCUGAGGAUCUUCCCUACACUGAGGCCCAACUUUCCCAUGCUGAGAACAAGGUGCCGCACACAGAGCCGGCCUCCUCCCACCUCGAAAAAGACCACUCGCAAGUCAAGACAUCUCCCAGAGAUGUCAUUGCUGAGGCCACGCAUGUCAAUCAGAAAGUGGACACAGAUACCGUGAAUACCGUGAUCACCUUCACCCCUUUACCGGUGGAAGCUGCGGACUCGGAGCAAGUGCCCGAGGCCAACUGGGCGCCGUGGGACGACGAGGACGAGGACGGCGAGGCGACGGCCAUGCCCGUCACGGUGCCCAGCACCGAGAACGGCGAGGACGGCGGGGACAGCGAGGCGCCCCGCACGGCGCAGGCCGAAGCGGCGCCAGCGCCGAAGACGUCGCCGCCACCGUGGCGCAAGCGGCGCGCGGACGAAGCCUGGGAUCCGGCGGAGGAUUCCAGUGGCGAAGAGGCCGAUCCCGCUGCCAUCGCUCCGGACAGUUCCGAGGAGGAAGUGGAACGCCUUUGGCGACGGAGUGAAGAGGACGAUGUCUCCUGGCAGGAAGACAAUGCUGUGGACGCAGAGGAGGAUUCCUGGAUCGCACAGGAACAAGCUGUGGAGGAAGAAGAAGAGGAGGACUUUCAGCUAGAAAGUGAGGAGGAAUGGAACCCUGAUGAAAUGGAGGCAGCUCCAACCACGUGGACAGCGAUUGAGACAGAGGAAGCGAAGGAAAUCCACAUGGAGGAACUUCCCGAGCCACUGCGGCAGAUGACACCGGAAGCCCGGGCAACUGGUCAAUCCGUGUGCCUCGGAAAUAUCAAGAACAUGCGCACUGUGAACCUCGAGGAAUGGCAUACAUUUUACAGUGAUAUGCAGGAUGAUUUGGCCCACUACUGUGAAAAGUUUGGAGAGGUCUUAUUUGUGGGCGCAGAAAGGAGAUGGAGCUACAAGAAUCCGCAGGCGAAAUGCUGGGUGCAUUUUGCUUGCGCCAAAAUCAAAGAGCUGAUUGAAGAAGCGGAGCAUCGGAUUCACGAGGCCACUCAGCUCAUCUCAUAUCUCCUCACGGUGGCUUUGACGCUGCUGCUGCUGCUGUUCGCAUGUUCGACCCAGCUGGGGCUUUUCUGGUGA